AUGGGUGUUCUUCAACAGGUAGCGAGCCACCCGCUCUCGCAGCAGUUCCAGACUUUGGGUCUGGGAUCACAGAUUGGCAUCGCCUUGGGUUGUCUCAUCGCUCUUGCGGUUACUCUGAACGUUGCGAGCCAAAUUCUCUUCAAGAACCCCAAUGAGCCUCCGCUGGUCUUCCAUUGGUUCCCCUUUAUUGGCAGCACCGUGACGUACGGAAUGGACCCUCCCAAGUUUUUCAAAGAGAACCGUGCCAAGUUUGGAGAUGUCUUCACCUUUGUUCUCCUUGGCAAGAAAACCACCGUCGCCGUUGGCCCCGCAGGAAACGACUUCAUCCUCAAUGGCAAGCUCAAAGAUGUCAAUGCCGAAGAGAUCUAUACUGUUUUGACUACGCCUGUCUUUGGCCGGGAUGUUGUGUAUGACUGUCCCAACGCCAAGUUGAUGGAACAGAAGAAGGUAACGAAAACCAUGGCCGGCUUUGAUCUUGUCGCGGCACAGGCAGAAAGGGCUAAUCAUUUCUUGGUACAGUUUAUGAAGAUUGCUCUGACGACGGAAGCUUUUCGAUCCUACGUCCCCAUUAUUUCUGGCGAAGUACAGUCCUACUUCAAGCGUGACCCCGAGUUCAAGGGCAAAUCCGGUAUCGUCGAUAUCCCCAAGAAGAUGGCAGAGGUUACAAUCUUUACUGCCUCACACGCUCUUCAGGGCAGCGCCAUCCGCGGCAAGUUUGACGAGUCUCUGGCUGCUCUAUAUCACGAUCUGGACAUGGGCUUCACCCCCAUCAACUUCAUGUUACACUGGGCGCCCCUCCCCUGGAACCGCAAGCGUGACCAUGCUCAACGUACUGUUGCCAAGAUCUACAUGGAUACUAUCAAGGAACGUCGGGCCAAGGGCGAUGCCGACAAGGAGCUCGACAUCAUGAAGCACCUAAUGAACUCGACCUACAAGAACGGAACCCCUGUUCCUGACCAUGAGGUCGCGCACAUGAUGAUUGCCCUGCUCAUGGCCGGCCAGCACUCAUCGUCAUCGACCAGCUCUUGGAUCAUGCUGCGCCUCGCUCAGAACCCGCACAUCGUCGAAGAGCUCUACCAAGAACAGAUCAAGACUCUUGGCGCUGAUCUGCCACCUCUUACCUACGAGGACCUCUCCAAGCUGCCCCUCAACCAGGCCAUCGUCAAGGAAACCCUACGUCUACACGCUCCUAUUCACUCCAUCAUGCGUGCGGUCAAGCAGCCCAUGCCCGUGCCCGGCACAAAAUACGUGAUUCCCACCACUCACACUCUUCUCGCCGCUCCCGGGGUCAGCGCCAGCGACCCCAGCUACUUCCCCAACCCUGAAACCUGGGACCCUCAUCGCUGGGAAAGCGACUCACCCAACGCGCCCACCAUUGUCCGCAAUGUCGUGGACGAAGAGGAGAAGGUCGACUAUGGAUACGGUCUGGUCAGCAAGGGUGCCGCCUCGCCGUACCUUCCUUUUGGUGCGGGUCGCCACCGAUGCAUUGGCGAGCACUUUGCCAACGUACAGCUUCAAACGAUUGUUGCCGAGACGGUACGUCUGUUCAGGCUGAGCAAUGUAGAUGGCAGCAACACCAUUAUUGGCACCGACUACGCGUCUCUCUUUUCACGACCUCUGGAACCCGCAAAGAUCCGCUGGGAACGACGAGACUAG
Molecule: messenger RNA, 1656 nt
Organism: Metarhizium album ARSEF 1941
Lineage: Eukaryota; Fungi; Ascomycota; Sordariomycetes; Hypocreales; Clavicipitaceae
Product: cytochrome P450 51B
Exons: 2
Coding region: 1-1656 (551 amino acids)
Biological process (GO): ergosterol biosynthetic process
Molecular function (GO): monooxygenase activity; heme binding; iron ion binding
Source: RefSeq, a predicted model, not a curated record